AUGACGGAAAAGUUACAGAAUCUGAUUGACUGGGCUACAGCUUCUGGGGCCUAUCUUCACCCUGAUGUGGAGAUUUAUAGAGAUGCAGUAACAGGAUUAUCGUUCAAAGCCCAAAAAAUAAUACCUCCUCAAGCAAGUAUUGUACGAUGCUCAUACCCAAUUUCUCUUUCAUAUCUUAAUGCUGUUGGCAAAUAUUCUCAAUUUCCAUCCACGGAAUCUUUUCCUGUUGAGUUCUUGGAGACUUUAAAGCAAGAAGAUCCCAAUAUCAUCGGACUCUUUUUCCUCGUGCAGCAAUAUUUGAAGGGCGAUCAAUCUCCAUGGUGGCAGUAUAUCAGAUUACUUCCUCAGCCAAAUGAUCCCAAAAGCCUUGGGAUUCCGAUCUGGUGGCCAGAGGCAGAUCAGAAGUUCCUCGCUGGAACAAAUGCAGAACCUCCACUUCAGAAGCGGGAACAGAUGUGGAGAGAUCAGUGGAAGAAAGGAGUUGUACUUCUGAGGAAUCUACCAAACCACAAAGAAUACAGUUAUCUCUUAUAUAAAUGGGCUGCUACCAUAUUCGACAGUCGAAGUUUUCGGCCAUCCUUGACAAUUUGUCCCGAAGCACUGAGCGAGAGCUCUACAGAUACAAAUCUUGAUCUAGACCAUAUCCGCAAUGAUAGAUUUUCGAUCCUAUAUCCACUUGUUGAUAUAGGGAAUCAUAAUGGUAUAAAUCAAGUAGAGUGGAGAAAAGACCAUAUCUCCAAUUCCUUCGAUUUAGUUCAUUCUGCCGGUGUUCCGCAGGGAGAUCAAAUCUACAAUUACUACGGGAAUAAAUCAAACAGUGAACUGCUACUUGGUUACGGUUUCAUUCUUCCACCAAACGAUUCUGUGAAUAGGGACAUUGUCAAUCUUAGACUUGUCCCAGAUCCUGAUGCUAUUAAUUUGCGCAGAAGUCAGGAUUGUCACAAACAACCGGACCAAAAGCAGCCCGAGGAAGAAUUCAUGUUUGCUAUACAACUACCAUCUGUAAAGGAGUCACAAGAUCCUCGCAUUUCAGAAUUCCACAAUGUCGAAGAAGGCCUGGUAGAUUUGAUAUGCUGCAUGGUAGCAAACGAAAGAGAGCGUUCAUACAUAUCAAGGUUUCCGGAUAUAUGCCCAGAAAAGAUUGCACAGCCGUUCCAAAGCCCGUUAUGCAGAGCCCUACUCCGAGCAAUCUUCAUUCUUCAGUCCAAACUUUCAUACGAGAUUACGAGAAUUGAACAAACUGGUGCGAGUCUAGGUGUCCCUCAAAGCUCCAACCAAUCCCUCGCUAAAACCUACCGUAUCUCUCAACUCACCACAUUACAGUCCGCCAUCCAACCCCUAAAUAAGCUAACUACGCAAAUUCUCAGCCCAUCUCCUCAAGCCUCUUCACCUUUCCCAACCGGCAAUCUGAAAAUCCUCUCGCUCGAGCAAGCUUACUCACUACUCGCCGAAGAUUCCCCCUGUCUAUCCACCUCUAUCCACCGGCUUAUAGCCGAAGAUCAAGAAGAAGAACUCCCUCUAGAUUGGUCCGUUUUAUUAGAAGACUGGGCUUAUACAUAUUUGACGCUCUGGAUCUACACCAUCAUGCUUAAACAGUCCAACAAACAGAUUGUAUGUCCCAUGCAUCCAGAACUAGAACAUUGGAUCCGAGAUCAGACUUCAAUCUGCCCACCGCCCCACGACAAAGACCCCUCCACCACCACCAGCACCUUCCACGGCGCCCCCGACGAACACUCCACCCUCACAUGCACAAUCACCCAACUCCGAACCCUACACCCCGAACUCUAUUCCUCCCCAACCACAACUUCUACACACGACACCCACGACUCGCACUUGCUGAACCUCGCCAGCUACUUGGUCAAGGAACAGGCAUUUAUGGUUCCGUAUGAGAUGAGGGAGGGUGCGGCCCAGGGACGGAAGAUUAACCAGUUGGUUUUGUGUAUUUGGGGGGCGUAG
Molecule: messenger RNA, 1956 nt
Organism: Sclerotinia borealis F-4128
Lineage: Eukaryota; Fungi; Ascomycota; Leotiomycetes; Helotiales; Sclerotiniaceae
Source: the annotation of a GenBank genome assembly